GUCACUUAUCUUCGUUACAGCGGAACAGCUACGUAGAUUCCAUGCGCCGGAAAAGCAUUUUGUUUUUGCUGAUGUGUAACUUUUGCAUGAAGUACUUCAUUAUAUGAUCUCAUUGAGGUCGUAAAAUAUUGAUUUUAAAAUAUUUGUCAGUUGUAAAUGCACGAAAGCAACGACUAUUCUCCCGCGGAAAUAAAGCAGUCCUGGAACUAGGGAGUGAAUGAAAUGGCGCCUAAAGGAAAGGUUGGAACCAAAGGCAAGAAGCAAAUCCAUGAGGAGAACAAGGCUACUCUGAAAUUCUACACCAGAGUCAUUAUAGGAGCCAAUACUGUGUACACAACUGUAAAUCUAAUUUUCUGUGACACCUCCUUUUGGACAUGGUUCCCCUUGUUGUUUGCACUGGUGGUGUAUAUUGGCAGCUACAAGUCUAUGGCAUCAAUGGCCAAACCAGCAUUUGCUGAGAAUGGCACUUUAUUGGAUGGAGGAAUAGAUCUCAACAUGGAGCAGGGCAUGGCAGAGCACCUUAAAGAUGUUAUCCUGCUGACAGCUAUAGUUCAGGUCCUCAGCACCCUCUCCUUCUAUUUCUGGUACCUCUGGCUUUUGGCACCUGCUCGAGCUGUGCAUUUAUUGUGGAUUAACUUUCUGGGUCCCUGGUUUUCUGCUGAGUCUUCUGCACCUGCAGAGGAGGUUAAUGAAAAGAAGCAGAAACGACAGGAAAGACGACAGAUGAAGCGAUUCUAGUUACUUCGCUACUUUUUAUUUUUAUCUUCAUUGUAGAAAUAAAGCAACAUUGAUUUGUUA
This is a messenger RNA of Pangasianodon hypophthalmus (striped catfish), 798 nucleotides long. RefSeq names its product transmembrane protein 208 (gene tmem208). NCBI's taxonomy places the organism in Eukaryota, Metazoa, Chordata, Actinopteri, Siluriformes, Pangasiidae. Gene Ontology annotation, cellular component: intracellular membrane-bounded organelle. The transcript is spliced from 6 exons. The record is from RefSeq and is a predicted model, not a curated record. Bases 223 to 738 code for a protein of 171 amino acids. Gene Ontology annotation, biological process: vacuolar protein processing.